Messenger RNA from Rhodofomes roseus, 2298 nucleotides. RefSeq lists its product as uncharacterized. The transcript has 2 exons. The annotation marks the transcript as partial. Lineage: Eukaryota; Fungi; Basidiomycota; Agaricomycetes; Polyporales; Fomitopsidaceae. The record is from RefSeq and is a predicted model, not a curated record.
AUGUCUCCCCCACCGAGUCUUUCGCGACACUCUUCUCUCGCAAACCGCUUCUCAUCUGCGCUUCCGACCAAACGACCCCGUCUCCCGAGCCUGCGCUCUCGCGAGUCCGACGCUUCUCUGAACGGCACCAAUUCACGCCGCAAUUCUUAUCAGCCUUAUUCAGUCUACCAACAAACUAUGUAUCCAACCAUCCUCCGCGACCCUGAUGCGACCAAUAAACUAUUGGAGGCUAUCCUCGAGACACCGGGAGGACGUCGAUCCCUCUCGCGCCUGGCGCGCACUUGCAAGGCAUUCUCAGAGCCAGUACUCGACAUUAUUUGGCGCGACCUUGACUCGUUCAACCCUCUGAUCGGGCUUUUCCCGGCCACGCUCCUCAAGCGGGCUCGUCGUCCUGGUCUCGGUCUGGCGAGGAACCCAGAGCCCGACGACUGGGCCCGACUUCUUGCAUACGGCGAACGCGUACGCAGCAUCUCCUAUGUGGAGAGCUCCGGGAGCGUCUCCCCGACCAUCUUCCCCGUCUUCGAGGAACUCCGUCCCAAGAACUGGCUCCUUCCAAACCUCACCUCGCUCACCUGGAAGUCGGAGACAUCCGCGGGCCUCGAGAGGUGCAGGCUCUUUCUGGGCCCAGAGCUGCGUAGUCUUACCAUGGAAGUCGGCACAAAGCACCCCAAGCUGCACGACCUACUCGUGGAAGUCGCGUCGCAUGCACGCCUCUCGGCGCUUUCCUUCACGCUGCACACGAACCUCCCCGACCAUUUCACCGACAUUUUCCAGAACAACAUCGCACUCGAGAAGGUGUGCAUCGCCGCGCCUGGCGCGCUCGCCUCGCGUGUGGGCAAGUGGACUGCAUCAUUGCCCGCUCUGCAUAGCCUCCAGAUCGACCUUACUGGUCGGACGACGACCGCAGUGGAAGGUUUCUUCGACGACAUCAGUCCUGGCUCAGGCUACUCGACGCCGAGCUCUGUGGGCGGGACGGACAGCGGUGUCUUCUCUGGAGAGGAGUUCGACUUCUCCGAGGUCCGCAAGUCUGCGGCGCGCCUUACACGAGACGGGCCUCGCCAUGGCGCCUUCGCGGCUCUAUCGAAUUUGAAGCUGUCCGGGGACGCGGCUAACGUCGCUACCUUCCUGAAGCAUAUCACUAGCCCGCUCACGACCCUCGAGAUCGUCAUAGAUGAUCCACCGGCGUCCGAGGACUGGCAGGACGUCUGCGGGCUCGUGUGCGAGCAAUUUGGAUACACCCUCCAGAACUUCCGCGUGAGCGCAUCUUCUGCUUCGCGGUUCUCGGAGCUGGUCCGCUCGACGUCCAGAGGUGGCGAUGCUCCUACACGGUACCUCCCUCUCAGCCACUUGUCUUACCUUCCUCGCCUCAUCUGCCUCGACAUCGACCUGCCUGAGUCGGUCGUAUUCUCUCAAGAGGACGUGGCCCAUCUGGCGAACAUAUGUCCAUCGCUUGAGAUCCUACGACUUUGCCCUUCGGCCCGCUUCCCUCCAUCAGUCGGCCCGCCACCUCUGACGCUCAAUGGACUUGCGCCUCUCACCCAGAAUUGCCGUGGGCUGCACACGCUGGCAGUCGUUGUAAACGCAACCGAAGGGACGGAAGCCACGUUUUCGACCCGUGCUGUCUCAUCUCGCUCGCUUCUCCGUUUGAAUGUGGGCCAUUCCUACAUCAGGGAUCCGCUGCAGGUCGCCGUGCUUCUCAGCCAUCUCGCUCCUCACCUUGACAUCCUCAGGUGGUUCCACGAGAAGAACCGCGCAGGAGUUAUCGAGGUCAACGCUGCGUCGUGGCAGAAGGUAUCCGAGUUCCUGCCCUACCUUCAGGACAUCCGACUCCGAGAGAGGCAGCAGCAGGCGCCUCCGCCCGCCCCCGUCUACGUGCCUCCGCCGACUGUCGAGAAAGCAGUCGACGCGACAGUGGUUACUGUGGACCAGGGCACGCUAGCAUUACCUGAAGUCGAGGAUGAGGGUGUCCAAGCCGAAGUCGAGCUUGUGGAAAUGGGCGUGCAGAUGAGCCCCGAAGUGGAGUCCGUGUCCAUCGAUGCCACACCGUUGCUCAUCGACACAGGUGUCAUGGUCAUUCCAGCGGUCGCAGAGCAUGCCGUUGAUGCGCACCCGGACUUCGAAGAGAAGGCCACCGGCGUGGACGACGAAAUCCUCUCCGAAACAGCGUCGACCCAGACAAGCGAAAAGCCAUCCGUGCUGGCGCACAUGCCUCCACCGGCGAUGAGUGUGCUCUCCCUCACCGUUGCCGUCUACCGUUUCUACACGUAUCCACUCCGAUACAUGUUCUCCUUCUUGCCG